UGGCUCUUAAUCGUCUAUUCUUUCUUCUUCUCCGGCGCCGAUUUUAAUCCUUCAAAUUAAAACCUACGAAUCACUGAAACAUCCUCAAAGCACUGAGCUCACACAAACACAAAUUCAUGGCUUUUCAUUCUCACCCUCUGGAUUUUGCCCAUUAAAACCCUCCUAAACUCCACUAUUCCCCUCUGUAUCCUUCAAUUUCACUAACACAUUUUAGUUAAGGGAAUGUCUAAUUCGGGUGGGUUUGCUGUGAUCCGUACCCAUUUGGGGGACCGCUUCUACAACCCGCCGCCAGUGAGGCGGCACCAGCAACUGUUGCUGCUGCAGCAGCAGCAGCAGUUGCAGAAGCAGUUACAGAGGCCGGUAAGGAAGGAGAGCAGAGUCAACUCCGCUGAUGUGGCAACGGAUCCUCGGACUGAUUCGGAUGAUUCCACAUUGUCCAGGCCUGAUUCGGGUUACUCCGCUUCCUCGCCGACAAGUUCUAAUUUGACCAAUUUGGAUCGGCUCAUGGAAUCCGUUACUCCAUUUGUGCUGGCUCAGUACUUCUCUGAGGGAAGAAUGAGGGGACGGAGAAUGCGUGAAGUGGAUAUUCAGCCAUUCUUUAGUCUUGGGGAUCUAUGGGAAUGUUACAGUGAAUGGAGUGUAUAUGGAGUGGGAGUACCCCUAUUGUUGAAUGGUAGUGAAUCUGUUAAGCAGUACUAUGUUCCUUCCUUGUCUGGCAUACAACUGUACAUAGACCCUCAUAGACCCAGGAGGCCUGGUGAGGAUACCGAGGCUGAGUCUUCGAGGGAAACAAGUAGUGGUGGCAGUAGUGACUGUGCAGCAGAAAGGCAGUGCAGAAGUGGUUUUGAUGGAGCAUGGGGUCAGCUCAAUAUCAUUAACUCUAACUCCCAGAGAAUGAACAGACUUACAUUAAGAGAUAAACCUCCUGUGAGUUCAUCUAGUGAUGAAGCCGAGGUUUCCAAGUCACCUGGAAUGCUGGUCUAUGAAUACUUUGAGCAAGAACAACCCCAUCAACGAAAACCUUUAUAUGACAAGAUUCUAAGUCUCGCAGGUCAAUUUCCAGAUUUAAGAAAAUACAGGAGCUCUGAUCUAUUGCCCUCUAGCUGGAUAUCAGUGGCUUGGUAUCCAAUAUACAGAAUACCAAUGGGUCCAACACUACAGAACCUGGAUGCAUCUUUCUUAACCUUUCAUUCUUUGUCAACACACUCUAGAAGCAAAAAUCAGCUACAAUAUCUACCUUCUGGAGAUUGGAAGGUCAGUGGUGUUGAUGCAUCUCCAAAGUUUUCCUUACCUGUCUUUGGUCUUGCUUCCUAUAAAUUGAGGGGUUCAAUUUUGACUGCCAAUGGAGGUCGUGAAUGGCAGCAAGCAAACUCCCUAAUGCAAACCGCUGACAAUUGGCUUCAGCAUUUGCAAGUCAAUCUUCCUGAUUUCCAAUUUUUCGUCUCACAUAAUUCACGGUGGAGAUAAGAGGGUAUGAAUUUCCUUUAGCUCACUUUUGUGUACACGGAGAAGCCCACGGUGUUGGCUAGGGAUAGGAAUUAGUUGAAGAUAAGCUAACCUUGCCUGAACCUUCCUAAGAAACAAGCUUGUUUUUGGCCUUAUUAUGAUUCUGUAAGUUCUUGGUUACACAUCAACACCCAGAGAGAGACAAAGGGCGUGCAGUUUCUGUAAGAUUUGAUUAAGAAACAAGGUCAAACAUGCAACUAGACACUAUUAAAAUUGUCGGAUGGGGCUUGAGGCACUUGUUUACUCCUUUCCAGGCGGGGUCUAAGGAACUGUGAUCAUUAUAUUAAACCAACAUGCCCCCUUAUGUGUGUAUUGGGUCACUCAAAGCUCUUUUGAUCUUGGAAAACUAGGUAAACUGCCGACCAUGCUUGUUUCUGAGUCCUUGUAAUACUUUGUAACCAUUCGACAAUGGUGAUGAGAAUCGAAAACGUCCACUACACGUGUUUGCACGUAUAUACUCCUCAUACUUCGUAUUUUCCAGAGAAAGGGCAAUACACAGAUUCAUCAGAG
Molecule: messenger RNA, 2016 nt
Organism: Rubroshorea leprosula
Lineage: Eukaryota; Viridiplantae; Streptophyta; Magnoliopsida; Malvales; Dipterocarpaceae
Source: the annotation of a GenBank genome assembly